AAGAAAAGAAACAGAACAUAAAAGGCCUCUCUCUCACUCACCACUCUCCCACCUCCGUGUUCUUUUUCAUCACACUUACUCCAAACACAGAGUUUUCCAGAGACAAAGUACCUGAUUGACCAUGUCCUUGGGUUAUGCAGAGAAGCUUUCCUACAUUGAAGAUGUGGGCAGCGUGGGAAUGUCUGAACAUUUCGACACCCCUGAAGUUCUGCAACAAAAGAUUGAACAGCUUGCCCUGCUGGUACAGAAGAGUAAGCAUCUAGUGGUGUUUACAGGUGCAGGAAUAUCAACUUCUUGUGGUAUACCUGAUUUUCGAGGUCCAAAGGGAAUUUGGACUCUUCAGCGUGAAGGCAAAGCCUUGCCAGAAGCAUCGUUGCCAUUUCAUCGUGCAAUGCCGAGCUUGACUCAUAUGGCUUUGGUUGCGCUGGAGAGGGCUGGCAUACUGAAGUUUGUUAUUAGCCAGAAUGUUGAUGGACUCCAUCUUCGAUCUGGAAUACCAAGGAAGAAACUUGCGGAGUUGCAUGGUAACUCCUUUAUGGAAGUCUGCCCUUCUUGUGGCAUUGAGUAUAUGCGGGAUUUUGAGGUAGAAACUAUUGGCCUAAAGGAGACUUCCAGAAGGUGCUCAGAUAAAAAGUGUGGAGCAAGGCUUAAGGAUACAGUUCUUGACUGGGAGGAUGCAUUGCCCUCAAAGGAGAUGAAUCAGGCUGAAAAGCACUGCAGAAUGGCUGAUGUUGUUUUAUGUUUGGGAACAAGUUUGCAGAUCACACCAGCAUGCAACCUACCUCUGAGAUCACUCCGUGGUGGGGGAAAGAUUGUAAUUGUUAAUCUUCAGAAAACUCCAAAGGACAAGAAGGCAACUUUACUGCUCCAUGGGCUUGUAGAUAAGGUUAUUUCAGGUGUCUUGGACAGUCUAAAUCUUCAGAUUCCUCCAUUUGUUCGGAUAGAUCUUUUUCAGAUCAUUCUAACUCAAGCAUUGAGUAUAGAUGAAAAGUAUGUGAACUGGAACCUCCGGGUAGCAAGUGUACAUGGACUUAAAGCUCCAUUGCCAUUCAUCAAAUCUAUUGAGAUAUCCUUCGUAGACAACCAAGAUUAUAAAGCAGCUAUUCUACAGAACGAGCCAUUUCAACUGAAAAGGAGAACCUCACAGUCAAAAUCAAUUGAAAUGGUUUUGAAAUUCAACUUCAUUGAUGGUUGUGGUUGUCCAUUCACAGAGAUUAACGUGUCUCUCAAUUGGGAGGUUUCAACAGACCAUUCUAAGCUUGAUAAAGAUGCCAUAUUGCAAAAGCUCAGAGACACAGCUACUGAUGAAUCAUGCUGCGGCAAGAAUGCUGUUGUUGAGAGAAAUUUCAUCCCUAGCCCAAAAACUGAGGUUCUUAUGUAUGCCAUUGUAACCAACGUUGUCACGUAUAAGAAGACCACUGAAGCUGUGCAAGCUGACACUCUAAGUAAUGGGGUUAAAAGGCGGAAGAACGAUGGUCCUGCAACAUCUAAGAAACGAUCUAAAGUGCAAAGGCGCAAAUCUAGGCUUUAGAAACUGAUGAUUGUCUGCUAAGGAUAAUGCAGUAGACUGCACUUUCUGGUACCAUAUUUGAAUUAUAUGAUGUGGCAGUUGAUGUAGCAUUUAAACAACGGUCUAACAGUGUUGUUAGUAUUAGCCAAUGUAUAAUUGGUACAUCAAUUGUUAUAACAUGUUGUGUAAAUGUGGUACAAGAAAAUGUGGAACACUUGGUAUUUGUAAAUGUCACUGUUCAUUAGGACUAAUGAAAAAGUGUGAUUAGUAGGAAACUGGGUGAGUUUUGUUAGAUAAUACACCCAGUAGCCUCAGCUUUGAACAUGUAUUAGUAAAACUUGUCAAGUCAUUUGAAAUCACGUUCUUUUGUUUGUUGCUCCUUAAUCCUUAUAGCCUCGAUUCUUAUG
Messenger RNA from Rosa rugosa (rugosa rose), 1917 nucleotides. Its product is annotated as NAD-dependent protein deacetylase SRT1. Lineage: Eukaryota; Viridiplantae; Streptophyta; Magnoliopsida; Rosales; Rosaceae. Gene Ontology annotation, molecular function: NAD+ binding. The transcript is spliced from 14 exons. Bases 122 to 1531 code for a protein of 469 amino acids. The record is from RefSeq and is a predicted model, not a curated record.